GUAUUCAGUGGUGCUGCCGAGUGGUAGAACAGUAUUUUAGCUCCGCUAUAAUAGCAUGAAGAUCACACAAUUAAACUAAAAAUAUCAAACAUUCUCGACACAGACUGACUAUACAGCAGUGGGUUUUUGUCACAUUAUACUGAUGAAAAAAAUAUUUUAGUUGUGAGGUCCCUAAGACUAAAAAUAGUUUAGUGACUCGAGAUUUUCUACCGACAUUAUCUAUUGACGAGUACAGCUGCGUAUGGGCUUGGUCCGGAAUUUUGGUUGAAAAGUUGUUUUUGUUUUAACAUUUUUUUUGUGCAAUUUCCAUUGCAGAAUAUGUGUUCGAAUAGGUGUUUCGUUUUACUAGUCCUGUGCGUAAUCGACAAAUCACUUUCUAAAUUGUUUGAUUCCGAGGAAAUUGUACCUGUCAGGUUAAAUGGAAGAAGCAGUGGUCGUUUUUGGAAACGAAGUGAAGAACAGCCGAGAUUUAGACUCAGUGCCUUUGGCCGAGAUUUCACUUUGAAUUUAAGUCCGGAUAACAGUUUCUUAUCUACUACACUGACAAUUCAACGCAUCAAAGCAAACGAUCUCCACACUUUACGCAGCGCCUCAGGUGUCCAUGGCAGACACACUUCUGAGACUGAAACGGACUUUCACAACUUGAUAAACAAGACUGAAGAGAUGGAAAGACAUUUGAGAAGCUGUUUUUACUCGGGGACUGUGGACUCCAACCAAGAUUCUGUUGUUGCGGUCAGUCUCUGUUAUGGCAUCCUUGGAUCGUUUGUUACAGACGGGGAUGAGUAUUUAAUUGAGCCCAAAGUGCUCGGCUCAGGGAGAAGGGAGAGGUCGACUGAACAGUUACAUUUUAUCAAAAGGACGACACCCACCGAAGCACCACAUGACACUCAAACUGUAUUUGAUCAACUGAGUGAGGAGAGUCGUGUAAAAGCUGACAUGAACAGUUUUAUUCACGAUGAACAAUAUCCUGAGAGACAAUUACGAGGGAAACGCUUUGUUUCAGCACCACGAUUUAUUGAGACGCUGGUGGUUGCAGACUCGUCCAUGACACAUUUCUAUGGAGAUGAGAUAAAGCACUAUAUCCUGACCUUGGUCUCAAUGGCUGCCCAGCUUUACAAACAUCCCAGUAUCAAGAACUCUGUCCACAUGGUGGUGGUGAAGAUGGUGGUGGUGGAAGACGAGGAGGUUGGACCGUCACUCUCCAAUAACGGGGGAGUCGCUCUGCGCAAUUUCUGUGCCUGGCAACAACAGUUCAACCCGGCCAGCCAGAGGCAUCCUGAGCACUACGACACUGCUCUACUUUUCACCCGAGAGGAUAUUUGUGGACAUCAGAGUUGUGACACCCUUGGGGUUGCUGAUGUGGGAACUGCGUGCGAUCCAAAAAGGAGUUGCUCUGUCAUUGAGGACAAUGGACUUCAAGCAGCUUUCACUGCUGCCCAUGAACUUGGCCACGUGCUGAGUAUGCCACACGACGACUCCAAGAAUUGCGAGAGGAUGUUUGGGAAUCUGGGCGGCCAUCACAUGAUGGCCCCUCUGUUCAUUCACCUCAACAAGACUUUCCCCUGGUCCCCUUGCAGCGCUCUCUACAUCACAGAGUUCUUUGACAACGGACACGGCGACUGCCUCUUGGAUCCACCGGAGAGCAUCUUACCGUUACCCAGUGAACUCCCAGGCACCACAUACAGCCUCGACCGCCAGUGUCAGCAGAUGUUUGGGGAGGAGUUUGUGCACUGCCCCAACACCUCUGACAGUGAUGUCUGCAGCCAGCUGUGGUGCCGGGAGGAGGGCAAGCCCCACUGCACCACCAGAAACGGCAGCCUUCACUGGGCAGAUGGCACCACGUGCGCCACCAACAUGAGCUGUCUGCACGGUGCAUGCAUGGCAGCCCACGAGGUCAUGCAGCCAAAGGUGGUUGUGGAUGGCGGCUGGGGUGCUUGGGGACCAUGGCAACAGUGCUCCAGGACAUGUGGAGGGGGUGUGGAGUUCUCCUACAGGGAGUGCACAGAUCCCGUGCCCCAGAACGGCGGCAAGUACUGCGAGGGCCAGAGAGUCCAGUACCAGUCCUGCAACCCCCAGACGUGUGAGGAAAAUGGGAAGAGUUUUAGAGAGGAGCAGUGUGAGAAGUACAACAGCUUCAACUAUCUGGACAUUCUUGGGAACAUGAAGCAAUGGAUUCCAAAGUACGCUGGUGUGUCGCCCCGGGACAGGUGUAAACUCUUCUGCCGGGCCAAAGGCAGCAGUGAAUUCAAAGUCUUUGAAGCAAAGGUUAUCGACGGCACGACAUGUGGUCCUGACACUACGUCUCUCUGUGUACAAGGCCAAUGUGUCAAGGCGGGCUGUGACCAAGAGAUCGGCUCAAACAAGAGGCUUGACAAGUGUGGCUUGUGUGGUGGGGAUGGCCUCAGUUGCAGGAAGAUCACUGGCUCAUACAACAAAGCCACUUAUGGAUACAGCGACAUUGUGACCAUUCCUGUCGGGGCUACCAAUAUUGACAUUAAACAGCGUAGCCAUAGGAACAUCACACACGAUGGAAACUACCUGGCGGUCAAGCGAGAGAGCGGUGGCUACAUACUGAAUGGUAACUUCUCUGUGUCCACGGUGGAGCAGGAUAUCCCUGUUCUCGGGGCUGUGCUGAAGUACAGUGGCUCGUCCACCACCUUGGAGAGAAUCCAGAGCUUCAGACAACUGAGGGAGGCCAUCACCAUCCAGUUGCUGGCCACUGCUGGGGAGGCAUUUCCACCCAAGGUCAAAUACACAUUCUUUAUCCCCAAAGAUGUGUCUUUCACUAAAUCCAAAGAGAAAAAGGCUUCGUUGCAUGUGAUCCAGGCUUUCGGUGUGCCCCAGUGGCAUUUGGGCAAAUGGUCAGAGUGCUCCAAGAGUUGCAGCUCUGGGUGGUCCCGAAGGAACGUUGAAUGCAGAGACAACGCUGGAUUCCAUUCCAAUACCUGCGAUAAGGACCUGAAACCCACAGAUAUCAGACCCUGUGCUGAUCUGCCAUGCCCCAUCUGGCAAAUGGGGCCUUGGUCAUCCUGUUCACGAACUUGUGGCCAGGGGGAACGCCGACGCAGUGUUGUCUGUAUAGACUACACCGGCAAGACUGUCGAGUCGGAGAAGUGUGACGCUAACAAGCAACCUGCGCCAGUGUCGGUAGAGUGUGUUUACCAAGAGUGCUAGCGAGGAGACAUGAAGACAGAGAACUUUGGGAGGGGUAGUGUAGUGGAUUCUUAACCGACCCGACCGUGCUUUAGAGAAAAGCAGGGAAACCCUAGUUUGGAAAUUAAGAGUGCACUAACUAACCCAGACAAGUCAUAGGACAUAGGACAAUAGGACAACCACUAGAGAAGUUUGAACCAAUAGAGAUCUAGCUACCUCAGGAUGUACAUGUGUUGUUUUGUUAAAAUAGACAAAGGUACUGUGUGCAAAAUAUUAUUCUCUCCUAAAAGCAAUUACUUUGCAUAAAACCUACUGACAAACACCAUUGCUGUUAAAUAUACCUCAAUUUUCCAGCAUAUAACCCAGAACUAUACAGUCAGAGACUCAGAGCCAAUAAAUGAACAGGGCUAAUAAAGUUAGUUUGAAGGCAUACUAUUCCUACCAUAACAUGUGACAUUAUCAUUGCAAGACAAUGACUUACAGUGUGUAUUAUUUUUGAGUAAAAAGGGUUUGUGUAAAACAUUUGAUUAGGUGGACAAGAUGAAAAACUUUGUAAAAUACCUUGCUUGUGGAUACCUUGCUUGUGGAUACCUUGCUUGUGGAUACCUUGCUUGUGGUUUGCUCUUUUGUUUAAUUUCCUUGGGAAAAAUAAUUAUUUUUUGUGUUGUGUUAACUGCCUGUAAAAAAAUGUGUCAAAGAAUCUAUCUGCUAUCUUAUUGUUGAUUAAUGAUUUGUGGAACUGAUAUGAUUAAAGAUGAAAAUGUAAGUUCACCCAUAAUCAUUCAAAUAGUACAGGUGAUUAGGUCUGCCAUUGACUAAUCUCUAGUGGGCAGACAACGAAACAAUCUGAUGCAAUUAAGCAACAUUUUAGUUUAGGGUUUUUGAGAUUAGACAUUGACAGACAUUAAAUCAAAUAAUAUACUUUGUAACAAAAAAGCAACCAGCAUUAAUUAGCAGUAAGAAUGAAACAGACAUUUUAGUGUUCCUAAAAUGAGUGUACACACUCUUUGUGUAAAAUUUAGUUUAGCAGACCAUGGUCAGGAAUCUGAUCUGAGGCAAAUCAGUGUAACGGGGAUUUAUUUUCUCUGUUCUGUACUUUUUAUGUAGUGUUUUUAAAGGAAUUGUAAGUACAACCAAAUUCAAUAUAAACACGUGUGAAAUGGUAUAUUAUGGUGCAUCGAAAAUAAUUUGCAUAAAGAACAAGUCCUUUGUUUGUAAUAAUUUCAUAGUUGAUUUAAAAAUAUAUAUUAUUCAUAAUGGGAAGAAUGCUCUAUUGUUUGUCAGAUGUCUGUAUAUGUUUGAUUUCUCAUUCCAGUUUGUAUGUCAUAAAACAAAAAAGGCAAAAUAUGAUAUACCUUCAGUGAAGGACCAUAAUACUAUAUUAUUAUUAUUGUAGCUUCCUUUUAAAGCUAUUUAUUUUAACGUUUUUACCUUGGACCUGAAAUUAUAACAUUUUCAAAUGCUGCUGUCUUUGAGAUUUAUGUCUACAAUAUCUUUGAGAUUUCUCUACAAUUUAUUGUAUAUGUCUACAAUAAAAUGGUCAAAUACAUCACAUUUUACUAUAUGCA
Molecule: messenger RNA, 4721 nt
Organism: Oncorhynchus mykiss (rainbow trout)
Lineage: Eukaryota; Metazoa; Chordata; Actinopteri; Salmoniformes; Salmonidae
Product: A disintegrin and metalloproteinase with thrombospondin motifs 8
Biological process (GO): proteolysis; extracellular matrix organization
Molecular function (GO): metalloendopeptidase activity; zinc ion binding
Source: RefSeq, a predicted model, not a curated record